Messenger RNA from Monomorium pharaonis (pharaoh ant), 894 nucleotides. It is a transcript of the gene Dph3, whose product is annotated as DPH3 homolog. Bases 593 to 856 code for a protein of 87 amino acids. Lineage: Eukaryota; Metazoa; Arthropoda; Insecta; Hymenoptera; Formicidae. The transcript has 3 exons. Gene Ontology annotation, molecular function: metal ion binding. Gene Ontology annotation, biological process: protein histidyl modification to diphthamide. The record is from RefSeq and is a predicted model, not a curated record.
UCCGAAUGACAUAGCAAAUUAUUUUUUAAUAACUUAUGCGGAAGAGGAAGAAGAGGAAAUUUGACAAUAUCAAAAUAGAAGAAGGAGGCUUAGGAGGGCAUCAAACGUCGGUGGAGCAACUUUGCGAAUCAUCGUAGCUUCAUUUCUAAUAACUCCACUGUUGCGCAUCGAUCGGUAAGUGAUAAAAAUUUGUAUUAAUUACUAAGGUAACGAAUUUAUGAAAAAUAUAUUAAAUAUAUUGUAUCAACAUUAUUACAAUUACAUUUGAAAUAACUAUAAAAUUUCAUAGAUUUCUUAUCUUAAAAUAGAUAAGCUUUAAAAAAUUUUGAAAAGUAAUCUUGGGCUUAUAUUUGAUCAUCCAAAUUUGCAUUUUAUUUCCAAAUUUUGUGUACUAUUGUGCUUGAGAUUAUACUUGCGCAGGUACAUUAAAGAUUUCUUUAUUGACAGUGUCGAUAAGUGGAUGAAGUCACGUAGUUUUACAUUCACGUUUGGCGCUGAUGCUAGUUGUUGCUAGUCAAAUAUCGGUCGUACAAAAUAGGCCGCGUGGUCGCUUUCAGGUUUGUUUCUGAUAUUUGCCUAUUGUAAAGCAAUUAUGCCACAAUUAGUUUAUUAUGAUGAAGUAGAAAUUGAAGAUUUUGAAUACGACGAGGACGAAGAAGUUUACUGUUAUCCUUGCCCGUGUGGCGAUCAGUUUCAAAUAUCUCUCACUGAUCUAGCCGCUGGUGAAGUAGAGGUUACGUGUCCUUCCUGCUCUCUUGUGAUUAAAGUGAUUUACGAUAGAGAAUUUUUUCGUAUUAAGCAAGAAGAGCUCGAGAAGAAAAGUACCAAGAAGGAAUUAACAACUCAAAAAGCUUAAAGGAUACCUUGAGCUACACAUGGAUCAUAACUACCAAC